Messenger RNA from Nycticebus coucang (slow loris), 4147 nucleotides. It is a transcript of the gene NARS1, whose product is annotated as asparaginyl-tRNA synthetase 1. Lineage: Eukaryota; Metazoa; Chordata; Mammalia; Primates; Lorisidae. The coding region runs from base 406 to 2097 and encodes 563 amino acids. Gene Ontology annotation, molecular function: nucleic acid binding; ATP binding; asparagine-tRNA ligase activity. Gene Ontology annotation, cellular component: cytoplasm. The record is from RefSeq and is a predicted model, not a curated record. The transcript has 14 exons. Gene Ontology annotation, biological process: asparaginyl-tRNA aminoacylation.
GACACGUUGUAAGGAAAUUUCUGCUUCCGGAGGGAGGUUGGACUAAAUGAGCCUGUCCGCCUAAGAGUUACGUAAGGCUCUGAAAGGUACAAAGCAUCUCCCUACAGUCUAGUGGUGCCAUGUAAGGGCCACUACGAUCACCCAGACACAGCGAUCACAGGCUCGUGCAAUGCCUGCGAUGGGCACAUGAAGACCGAAUGCUCCUGGGAAUAGGGGAGACUACUGAGGGUCGUAGGGGGAGAAGUGGUCUGCGGUAGCCACGGAGCUGUAUUUCUGUCUCUCCGUUCCCAGUCCUGUAGUCUUCACUGGUAUUAGGAGAGGUUCUUUCUUCUGGGAAAACAGCAGUAAAGAUUCCUGCCUACUGGCUUCAGUGUGGUCACAGACAUCUCAAUUUAUUUCAUACAAAUGGAGAUACCUGGAGGAGAAAGGACAGGAAGAAAGGGGCUUCAAGAGGAAUGGGAGGAAAGCCUGACCUACUGUACAAGAAGUCUGGAGGGCUCACAGGAACCUGCACCACUCAGCUGGUCUUGCCAACCGUGUGAGGCUUUGAUGACUGUAGGAAAAGAACCAUUUCCCACUAUUUAUGUAGAUUCACAAAAAGAAAAUGAGAGGUGGGAUGUUAUUUCUAAAACACAGAUGAAGAACAUUAGAAAAAUGUGGCAUAGGGAACAAAUGAAGAGUGAGUCCCGGGAAAAGAAAGAGGCAGAAGAUAAUUUUCGAAGAGAAAAGAACCUAGAAGAAGCAAAAAAGAUUACAAUUAAAAACGAUCCAAGUCUUCCAGAGGCAAAAUGUGUGAAGAUUGAUUCAUUACAAGGAUAUAGAGGCCAAAGAGUGAAAGUGUUUGGCUGGGUCCACAGGCUGCGUAGGCAAGGGAAGAAUUUAAUGUUUCUGGUGUUGCGGGAUGGUACGGGUUAUCUUCAGUGUGUCUUGUCUGAUGAGUUGUGUCAGUGUUACAAUGGCGUAGUGUUAUCUACUGAGAGUAGUGUUGCCGUGUAUGGAAUGCUAAAUCUUACCCCAAAGGGCAAGCAGGCUCCAGGGGGCCACGAACUGAGUUGUGACUUCUGGGAACUGCUUGGGUUGGCCCCCGCUGGAGGAGCUGAUAACUUGAUCAACGAAGAGUCUGACGUUGACGUCCAGCUCAACAAUAGACACAUGAUGAUCCGAGGAGAAAACAUGUCCAAAAUCCUGAAAGCACGCUCCAUGGUUACCAGGUGUCUGAGAGAUCACUUCUUUGAUAGGGGUUACUAUGAAGUUACGCCUCCGACAUUAGUGCAAACACAAGUAGAAGGCGGUGCUACACUCUUCAAGCUUGACUUCUUUGGGGAGGAGGCAUUUUUGACUCAGUCCUCUCAGUUGUAUCUGGAGACCUGCAUGCCAGCCCUGGGAGAUGUUUUUUGUAUUGCACAGUCUUACAGGGCAGAACAAUCCAGAACUCGAAGGCACCUGGCUGAAUACACUCAUGUGGAAGCUGAGUGCCCUUUCCUGACCUUUGAGGACCUCCUGAACCGAUUGGAGGACUUGGUCUGUGAUGUGGUAGAUAGAGUCUUAAAGUCACCUGCAGCAAGUGUAGUGCGCGAACUCAACCCGAAAUUUAAGCCCCCCAAACGGCCUUUCAAACGGAUGAACUAUUCAGAUGCUAUUGUGUGGCUGAAAGAACACAAUAUAAAAAAAGAAGAUGGAACUUUCUAUGAAUUUGGAGAAGAUAUCCCAGAAGCUCCUGAGAGACUGAUGACAGACACCAUUAAUGAACCAAUCUUGCUGUGUCGAUUUCCUGUGGAGAUCAAGUCCUUCUAUAUGCAGCGAUGUCCUGAGGAUUCCCGGCUUACUGAAUCUGUUGACGUCUUGAUGCCCAAUGUCGGUGAGAUUGUGGGAGGUUCCAUGCGCAUCUGGGAUAGUGAAGAACUGCUGGCAGGUUAUAAAAGAGAAGGGAUUGACCCCGCUCCCUACUACUGGUACACAGAUCAGAGGAAAUAUGGUACCUGUCCUCAUGGAGGAUAUGGCUUGGGCCUGGAACGGUUUUUAACUUGGAUCCUGAAUAGGUAUCACAUCCGAGAUGUGUGUUUAUACCCCCGGUUUGUCCAGCGCUGCAGGCCGUGACCGAUUUCUCCUAAAGUGUGAUGGAAAGAAUUCAGUUCAUGAAAGGAGUAAGGCUGCCUCUACAAAGAACAAAAAGCCAGAAUCUUCCCUUUUUAUUCCAUUGGAGUAUAACUGUUUCUGUUCUGUAUGCUUUUUAUUCCUACUACGCUAAAAAGUAGCACAAAUUACUUGAAAGUCAAGUGAUAUUGAUAUUGCCAUCUUAACAAAAAUGUCCAUCACAGAGUUUGGGGGGAAAUAUAUGGUAGAUAACUCGGCAGUUGUGGAUACAUUUCAGCGUUUUAUCCAAUUAUAGGUCAUAAUUUUGGGGUUAUAUACAUAAUUAAACAGUUUUAAAUUAUGGUCUAACACAUUCCAGCAACUUAAUCUUUCUGUCCUUUUAAGUGUAACUGGAAUUUUGUAAUUUAUUUUAUUGCAUCAGUGAGUUAAAAUAAACAUCUUAUGGGGAAAUUGGCAAUAUGGUGUGAAAAUCUGCUGGUAUUAGAAUAGGGUAUAAUUCAGAAGUAGAUGCCAGAAUCAAAUGAAUGCAAGCCUUUUACAUCAGUUAUGAACCUUCACUAAAUCCACAUAGCUGCUUUUAACUCUGAGGCAUACAAAUUGAUAUGAAAGAAUUUGUAAAAAUGGAAUUUCCUUAUAGAAUUUGAAGUAAGAGCAUAAUUUGGGGUGUACUUAAUGAUUCACAGCAUUCCUCUUAGCAUUAGUUUAAGCUAAAGAGGCAGACUGAUCUUCCCUCUUCCCUGUUAAUUCCUAAGUAAUUAAGAACAAAUAAGUUCAAAAACAAUUUGCUGCCAGAAUCUUAAUAACAACUGUAAGUGGCUGUUUGAGUUGCCCCCACCAUGUCCAUAGAUCUAAUCUGUGCCACCUUAUUAGCUCACAGCAGGCUCCUUGAAUGGCUUUAUUUCAGAUUUAGUUAAUUUCUCUCCCGAAUGCAUGUCACGUAUUCUCAAUAGGCUGUAUUCCCAGCAAUCAAUAAAGAAACACACAUAAAAACUCUUUGCUGGCUUAAUUUUCUUCUAGCUGAAUGUCUCUGUCUCACAUUAAUUUAUGUUUGAUAUUUUUUUCUCUUGUUAUUUUUUAUGCUGCAUACAUGUGAAGUUAGAUGUUGCCCACAUGUAGUGGUCGUUACUAAAGUUACAUGGUAAUGAAAAGGAAUGGCCUUUUAAAAUUAGGCAAGUAGGGCCAGAAGAAAUGGCUCAUGCCCGUAAUCCUAGCACUCUGGGAGGCCGAGGCAGUGGAUUGCCUGAGCUUACCAGCCUGAACCAGUGUGAGACCUCUUCUCUAGAGAUAGUUGGGCCUUGUGGCGGGCGCUUAUAGUCCCAGCUACUCGGGAGGCUGAGGCAGGAGAAUUGCUUGAGCCCAGGAGUUUGAGGUUGCUGUGAGCUAUGACAUCAGGGCACUCUACCCAGGACAACAAGGUGAGACUUUGUCUCAAAAAAAAGAAAAUUAGGUAAGUGGGUCCUAGUUACUUUUUUUUUUUUUUUUUUGGAGACAGACUCUCACCUUGUCGUACUAGAUAAGAGUGCCAUGGCAUCAUAGCUCAUAGCAACCUCAAACUCUUGGGCUCUAGUGAUCCUCUUGUUUGAGCCUCUGAAGUAGCUGGGACAGACAUGCACCACCAUACACAGCUAAAUUUUUCUAUUUUUAGUAGAGGUGGAGUGGUCAGGCUGGUCUCAAACUCAUGAGCUCAAUCCAUCUGCCUGCCUUAGCCUCCCAGAGUGCUAGGAUUUUUUUUUUUUUUUUAAUUAUUGGGGAUUCAUUGAAGGUAUAAGAAACCAGGUUACACUGAUUGCAUUUGUUAGGUAAAGUCCCUCUUACAGUCAUGUCUUGUCCCCAAAAGGUGUGGCACACACCAAGACCCCACCCCUCCCUCCUUCUUUCUCUCUCUGCUCUCCCCUUCUCCCACCCCCAUUGUGUCAUUAAUUGUCCCAGAGUGCUGGGAUUACAGGUGGGGAGCCACUGUACCCAGCCAUAGUUAGAUUUUUUAAAAUCUUUGUGUUGUCUAUUUGGCCUGUAUCUUGUAUCUUUAAAUAAAAAUUUAUUGGAAGAAUGUGAA